Cyclocybe aegerita is the source of this 1707-nucleotide messenger RNA. NCBI's taxonomy places the organism in Eukaryota, Fungi, Basidiomycota, Agaricomycetes, Agaricales, Hemipholiotaceae. The record is from the annotation of a GenBank genome assembly.
AUGGAGAGCGGAGCUCACAAACUGCUUGAAUCAGCCACCCAGCGCACGCUUCACGCCCAUGCCUUCUCCCGUUCAUCCAGCCAGGCUUCACUCGUGCUCACCGACCUCCUCUCACGCUACCUUUCCUUGCUCACUGCAACGUGUGCGAAGUAUGCCCAACAUGCUGGGAGGUCCUCUCUGACGGUUCGAGAUGCAUUGGCCUCCCUGGAAGAGCUCGGAGUCACUUUGGAGGAGCUCGACGAUUAUUGUGCAACCGAGGGCAAGGAAUUGAAUCGCUAUGCUCUCUAUUCUGCUAGGAGGGUAGAAGAUUUGCAAGAAUUCAAGUCCCAACUCGCGGAUGGAUUGCGGCAAGACCGCGAUGAUGCUACACCGUUAGAGUAUAUGCGAUGUCCUACACCCCUCCUCGAAGAGCUCGGUUCUGAGGAUGAAGAAGACUCGGGAGAAGAUGGAGAAGGGGAAACAGACGAUGGAUCGCAUCCAGAAGAUCUCCAACUUACGAACGGCAUGGACAUCGACGACUCCCUAGAUGCAAUAUCCGCUCUUCCUCGAAAACGACCUCCAUCACGGCCCAUAACACCUCCACUACCAUUAUCUCCUAUUUCUAAUCCGUCCUCUCCCGGACGGAAACGACCCAGAAGAUCUGGCUGGGAGCCACCCGAGCAUAUACCCAACUUCCUACCACCGUUCCCUUCAGUAUCUGACGACACGCCACCCUCUCCCAUAGACCACGACCCCACACUUCAGUCUCAACCUAUGAUGCCUCCUGGCCACAUAGCCGAGGCUGCAGCAGAAAAAACAGCUGCAACCCUGUCCCAGUCGCUGACGACAGCGGCCGCCUCCGACAUCCUCGUACAAGUACCAUAUUCCCAAUCCUCGCUAUCCUCGGUGCCAGAAUGGCACCUUCCUGCUCAACCAAAUCCUGCAUCUAUACCUCCGCGCCCUCAUCGCCUACAGACACCGCAGGUUGAACAAUCCUUACUUCAAGCCUACCACUAUAUCCUCACCCAUCCCCCGCCGCGCGAGCUUCCCCCAUUAAAUCCGUCACGACAUAAAGUUGCGAUGGCUCUUAUGCAUGAUUCACAGACAAACCCACGCUGGACCACAGCAGAUUCUCUGUUCGCGACAGUUGCGCCGUGUCCUCCACGAGUAGCCACGAUAGGGCCUUCGUAUCCUGUCGCGAAUGGGGAGGUUCCGGGUGAAAAGGGCAAAGAUGGCAAAGACAAAGAGCCAAAGCUGCCCCAGACGAUACCACGACCUGUAUCUGGGCCAGAACGCCUGGCUCCAUUCGUGAGUCAACAAACUUCUCGAAUGCCUGACCUUGCCCGUCACGUCCUUGCACCUGCCAUAUUGGCUCGGACGAGCCGUUUAUCACAUCCGCCAAUCCUCUACAGAGGAACGAAGCCUCUCAUCUACGGUAGCGGUACCCCGGCUCCAUGGAACGCUAACGCGAUAUCUGUUGGCGGCGAUGCCGUCCCAACCACACCUGCUACGUCCAAACCCAAGGACGCCCCUGGUGCGAACGGAAAGGACUCUCCUGAAAAGCCCGUUCUCCCGGAUGCUCGCCUUUUCGCGACCUGGGACUACGACACAAAGGAUUUCAAGGCACCCCUUGUGCCGAGGGGGAGGGCGAGGAUGGGCAGCAUGCAGGCCAGUGGGAGUGGUGUGAUAUCCUUGCCAAUGUCUUCAAGGAGUAAGGGUUUGAAGUGA